Messenger RNA from Acaulospora morrowiae, 620 nucleotides. NCBI's taxonomy places the organism in Eukaryota, Fungi, Glomeromycota, Glomeromycetes, Diversisporales, Acaulosporaceae. The record is from the annotation of a GenBank genome assembly.
AUCUCGGAAAACUGACGAAACUCACGGAAAUUAAACUCAACAAUAAUCCCUCCUUACUAGCAAUCCCCGAGACAUUUAGAAAAUUAAAUCAUAUACGCAAAGUUCACCUUCAGCAUUGCAAUCUUAGUCAAAUACCAUUUGAGAUGGGGAAUUCGUAUAGUCAACUUGAAUAUGUAAAUCUAUCAUACAACUUAUUUGACACCAUGCCGAGCUUGAAUGGUAUGGACCGGGUCGUCAUUUUUGACAUUUCCAACAAUCGAAUUGAUGAUCUGACGCCUCGGAUCGGUCAACUGGAAAUGUUACGUGAACUAUAUGUGGUCAACAAUAAGCUCACACACCUACCGAAGUCGAUUGGUCGACUGAAAAGAUUGUUUGUUCUGGACGUCUCGGAGAACAUGUUGGUAGAAUUACCUUUAUCAAUCGGAGAUUGUCAAAGCCUAAGGGAGCUAAAACUUCGAGGGAAUUCCUUGGACACCCUACCGAUCACAUUGGGCAAGUUGAAACAUCUCAACAUAUUUUACAUUGGUCAAUGGCCAGUAACCGAAUUCAAUAUCACACAAGAGGAUAUUUCAUACGAAAAUCUAAAGGUCAAUGCGUAUCAACACAAAAUUCCGAAAGAC